CCACUAUUGGCUUUAAUCAGAUUAAUGUUCAGCUACAUCCCGUUGACUUUUUUUACUUUUGUCAAAAGUUAAACCCUAGGAAAUCGUAAUCGGUAAUUCACUGAUUCCUCUCUCUUCAACCAUUCAACAACACCAUCAAAUCUAAAAAAUCGAAGGGAAGACACUCGAAAUUGAAGCCUAGGAUUCUACCUACAACUAGAAAUCGAGCAUGGACAGAUAAGGAGUGAAAAACACAGUAUAAGAAGAUGGAGACUAGUAGUGAUAACAAUUUGAAAUCAAAGAGAAUUGUUUUUGUGACUGUUGGCACAACAUCUUUUGAUUCUCUUGUUAGAAGUGUGGAUACUGAACAAGUUAAAGAAGAAUUGUCAAAGAAAGGAUACACUCACCUUGUCAUUCAAAUGGGUCGUGGAUCCUACAUCCCUAAAAAGUCUAGUGGUGAAGAUGGAUCACUGGUUGUUGAUUACUUCACCUUUUCUUCAAGCAUUGCAGACUAUUUAACAUCAGCAUCUCUUGUUAUAAGCCAUGCAGGUUCAGGGAGCAUAUUUGAGACAUUAAGGCUAAGGAAACCAUUAAUAGUGGUAGUGAAUGAAGACCUAAUGGACAAUCAUCAAAGUGAGUUAGCAGAAGAAUUAGCAGAAAGGAAACAUUUAUUUUGUGCUCACCCUCAAACACUCUACCAAGUCAUUCAAUCAUUGGAAUUGGAAUCCAUCAUUCCAUACCACCCAGGUGAUGCCACUCCUGUCGCUAAACUAAUCAAUCGGCAUCUGGGUUUUCCUGUUGAUUGAUCAAAUCAAAUUAACUUCAUAUUGAUAUUAUUAUGUUAUACCCAUUUAUUGAACUCCUCGUACAUCUAUAACGUAAAAAAAAAGACAUUGUAAAAACACAACUCCUACCUCAUGAGAUUCAGACUUUUUUGCUUUUUGACGUUGGAGAGAUUUACAAUCUUGGAUCUUGCUAAAGAACGUUUCUUUAUAUAAAUAUAAGGGCAAACAUGGAAAGAUCUAUUUGUAAAUAUUGUAAUAUUUGUUAUUUUCAGUUUUUCACCAUAUCUAGAUUCUAGAAUCAUCUCUACGUUAGCAUAAGUAAUAUUAGUCUUAGGAGAAUUGAAUCAUUGAGUAUUCUUCAUAUUUUAGUCAUCGCGUUAAGUUUUGAGCAUGUGUCAUCUCUUUUGAGAGCCUUUCUAAUUAGGACUGGGAGAAACAUUUAGUUUCUUUGC
Lactuca saligna is the source of this 1216-nucleotide messenger RNA. Lineage: Eukaryota; Viridiplantae; Streptophyta; Magnoliopsida; Asterales; Asteraceae. The record is from the annotation of a GenBank genome assembly.